AUGAAUAAAGAAUCGAAAAUGGGGGUGAAUGAAAGCAAGUGGGAUGGGAAUAUACUGCUAAGGUUUGGUGGGACAGGAGAGGGCAUGCUUUGUGGACAAUACUUUCACAAUCCUCCAAUUCCAGCUAGCCAAGGGUUGGUGUGUCUUCAUUCUACUGCACCCUGUGGGAAGAAGAAAAAGUGA
Molecule: messenger RNA, 183 nt
Organism: Sphenostylis stenocarpa
Lineage: Eukaryota; Viridiplantae; Streptophyta; Magnoliopsida; Fabales; Fabaceae
Source: the annotation of a GenBank genome assembly